UGUUAGAUGGAUUUUUAGGUUAUUAGUAAACAAAAUAUAUCCGAAAGCCGAAUAAGAAUAUAAAUUCAUAUUUACCAGUACUAAUUAUUAUGGUAAUUAUAUGAAAAUAUAAACUAUGUCAGAUAACUCCAAAAUGGAUGAAAUAGCAGAAUUGCGAUCACAACUCCAAAUUGCAAGAUCCGAACUCAAAAAUUUGCGGGAAAAAAUGAAUAAUUUUACUAGAGGGUAUAAAAAGGACAUUGAUAAAAUUUAUGAGGGCAUCAAAACUUGGACUUGUUCUGAAUGCAAAAAUUCCAAUGCUGCAAAUGCUGCAGUUCCAAGCACUUCCAAAUUACCUGCAGAUCUCGAUAUAAAGUAUAUUGGAAUAAUAAAAACUAGUUUUCCUAACAAGAAGGGUACCCCAAGACAACCGACAAUUGCCAGCGAAGUCAAAGGACAAAUCAUCCUCACUCCCAAUCUCUUCACAAACAAUAACCAUUCGUUAGAGGGCCUCGAAAAAUUUUCCCACAUGUGGAUAAUAUUCCACUUCCACGAGACUGAGACCACAACCCAUGCCAAAGUAGCCCCUCCUCGAUUGGAUGGUGCUCGGGUCGGGGUGUUCAGUUCCAGAUCACCCCACAGGCCAAAUCCAAUUGGAUUAUCUUUAGUUCGUAUUGGAAAUAUUUCGGAAUCUUCGAUAGAAUUUUACGGUGUCGAUAUGAUAGAUGGGACCCCGGUAAUUGAUAUAAAACCGUAUAUACCACGUUAUGAUAAUCCUUGUAUGGUCGAAGAAAAUCUGGAUGAAAAUGUUGAUGUGUUCGUUCCGGAUUGGAUCAACCGGAAAGCUACCCUUAAUGUUACUUAUUCAGAAACGGCUAUAAAACAAGCUGAAAAGUUUGCUUGCGAUAUUAGAUCUAUAUCAGAUGUGUUGAAAGCGGAUCCUCGGUCGGUUUACAAGCGCAAACGAUAUAGUGACGAUUCCCUAAAGCUCCAAGUUUUAGGAUACAAUAUAACUUGUAAAUUUUCCGAGGACGAAGAUAAUUGUCAUGUUACAAAUAUAGAAAAUAUUGAAGAGACAGCGAAAACGUAACACAAAAUUUACUACGUGUUCGUUAAAG
Molecule: messenger RNA, 1097 nt
Organism: Ctenocephalides felis (cat flea)
Lineage: Eukaryota; Metazoa; Arthropoda; Insecta; Siphonaptera; Pulicidae
Product: tRNA (adenine(37)-N6)-methyltransferase-like
Exons: 1
Coding region: 116-1069 (317 amino acids)
Source: RefSeq, a predicted model, not a curated record